AUGCACCAGGUGCCGUACAGAGCGGGACUCACCUCAAACGCAGGUCGAAACGAGAGGCUCUGGGAUAGGAAGAGAUCCCAUCUGGCCGACGCGUCACGCGUUGUAUCCAGGUGCAGGGGAACGUCACUGGCGCCCUCGAAUCUCCUCCUGAUAGGUCUAGCGAUCUGUUGCUUGACCCUGUCACCGGUACAACCGCGACAGAAUCAUCAUCAGACCUGCCCGGGCUGCCCCCAUCAGCAGCAACAACAUCAGCACAUGCACGAGACGCAUCGGGGCGGUGGUUCGAAGGACACCGCCGCGCCCACCCCGGAUGAUCUAAGGCUGGAGGCGAUCAAGCAUCAGAUACUCACGAAACUCGGUCUACGAACACGUCCGGAUGUGAAUCGUACGUUGGCCACCGUGCCGAAAGACCUGGCGCUCGAGGCUCUCUACAGAGCCGAGCCCCAGUCCUUUCGUUAUCCGGAGAAAUCGCGGAACAACCAGCACGAGAACGUGUACACGGAGGAGUUUCUCUACGGCGACGACGACGACUAUUCGUAUCGGAAUCUCGACCAGCAGAGACGAAGAGCGAAAGCUGAGAGCGCGACCGAGGACAACGCCAGGAUCGGUUACGGUGACCACGAGGAUCAGGACGCGCAGGAGGAGAUGGACGAUUUCUACGCGAGGACCUCGGAGAUCAUCACUUUUGCCGAGCCCGGACGAACGUUGAACGGGCAACCGUUGCUGGAGUUCCCGAUGUCGAGCGGUGAACCGGCCUUGGAACCACUAAGGAUCAAAAGAGCGACCCUCUGGGCGAGGGUCGAGGACAGGCACGCCCAUCGGUAUCAGCAUCAUCGUCAGGAACAAACGAACCAAAGAAACAUCACUCUCUGGGUGUUCAGAGUACGCGGCGGGAACACGACGCAUCUACGUGGAAAGGAACUCGGGCAACACCUGGAAAUGGUAACGUCCCUGGGGGUGAACAACGGGCAACUCGGCUGGCUGAAGUUCGACGUGACCAGGGUCGUGAGCAGUUGGUACACGUCGAGCGGCGACACGACGAGGGACAAGCUGACAUUGUUGGUCGACUGCACCGGUUGCGGUUCGCACGUAUACGUGUCCACUUUCGACGGGCACUCGCCGCACGUGAUCGAGUCGUCCCUAAACGCAAAAGGUGCUCAAGAUCCGGAUAGACCUUUUCUAGUAGUACGCACGGAUCCAGCGGCUGUGAAACGCGUCAGAAGACGAGCGGUCGAGUGCAGCGGCGCGAUAAAGGGUCAAUGCUGCAAGCAAAGGUUCUACGUGAACUUCUCGCAGCUCGGCUGGGACGAUUGGAUAAUCGCUCCGCCGGGGUACUACGCGAACUACUGCAGGGGCGAUUGCGCAGCCGGGCACAGGACACCGGACACGUUCCUCAACUACUACACCCACGUGAUCGAGGAGUACCGAAAGAUGGAUCGGCUGGCCGGCAUGCAACCGUGCUGCGCUCCCCUAAAGUUCUCGCCGAUGUCGUUGAUCUACUACGGCCCGGACUCGAACAUCAUCAAAAGGGAUCUACCGAAGAUGGUGGUCGACGAGUGCGGCUGUCCCUAA
Molecule: messenger RNA, 1572 nt
Organism: Dufourea novaeangliae
Lineage: Eukaryota; Metazoa; Arthropoda; Insecta; Hymenoptera; Halictidae
Gene: Actbeta
Product: inhibin beta chain
Exons: 6
Coding region: 1-1572 (523 amino acids)
Biological process (GO): SMAD protein signal transduction
Cellular component (GO): extracellular region
Molecular function (GO): cytokine activity; growth factor activity
Source: RefSeq, a predicted model, not a curated record